AUGGCCUGCCAUCCGGAGCCAGCCAUGGCAAGCCACGAUAUGCAUGCGUUGCCCGUUCACUCGCUCGACAGCUGCUCGCACCCAUGUCGUCCAUCUCGAAGCUGCCCCCCCUCUCGACGCGGAAGUGUCCAUUCCUAUUCUAUUCUCAGGUGGGGUCCAACAGUGAGUGCGACCGCCUUUGGCGGCCCAUUCUCAUUGGAGCCUGUAAGCGCAGGUCAAAGUCUCACGCACUCGAUGUGA
Messenger RNA from Colletotrichum abscissum, 240 nucleotides. RefSeq lists its product as uncharacterized. NCBI's taxonomy places the organism in Eukaryota, Fungi, Ascomycota, Sordariomycetes, Glomerellales, Glomerellaceae. The record is from RefSeq and is a predicted model, not a curated record. The transcript has a single exon. Bases 1 to 240 code for a protein of 79 amino acids.